UCAAAAACUCAAACUGACUCGCGGUGGUUGCAGCGGCUGGCGGCAGCCUCCAUCCCAUAAACAGACUAAUUACCUUCAAGCCCCUUCUCGCUCGAUGAUCCAACUCUCUUCACUCCGAGACCAAAAAAGUCUCUGAUACAAUCCUCUCGAUUCCACGAUCCCUAAACCCUUUGCUGCAGAUCUUCUGUUCUACAUAUGAUUCCGAAACAAAUCAUGUUCGCUACAUGUAAUGAAUUUGAUUAGUUCAUGCCGGUUAUUCUUACACUUCUCUUAGAUCAUCUAAUUCGAUUAUAUCAAUUCGUUGGUUCUGACCACAAUUGAUUGGUGGUCGGUGGAAUAAAUGGCGGGUGGGACACCGAAUAUGGAUCAAUUCGAAUUGUACUUCAAACGAGCAGAUUCGGAUCACGACGGUCGGAUUAGUGGCGUCGAAGCUGUUUCCUUCUUUCAAGCCUCUGGUUUACCUACGCCGAUUCUCGCCCAGAUAUGGACACAUGCUGAUCAAAACCGAACUGGUUACCUUGGACGACCAGAGUUUUACAAUGCUCUCAAACUUGUAACAGUUGCACAAAGUAAGAGGGAGCUUACUUCAGACAUAGUGAAGGCAGCAUUAUAUGGACCUGCUUCUGCUAAAAUUCCUCCACCUCAGAUCAAUCUUGCAGCCUUACCUGCACCUCAGUCAAGCUCAAAUCCAGGUCCACCUGCACUACAGAUACCUGCAAGUGUUCCACCAGCUUCUCAUAGAGUUCCACAGGGUUAUCCAUCUCACCAAAAUCAAAACAUGAGGCCACAUCCACAUGUGACACAACUUACUAACAUGAGUCAUGGACAACCAAGGGAAGACAUGGUUGCAUCCAAACCAAAUGGUCCUAUUUUUUCUACAGAAGUUAAAGAUUCUAGCCCUGUUGCAGGAAAUGGAUUUGCAACUAGCUCAACAUUUGGUGAUAAUUCUUCAGCUUCAUCUCAGGGGAACCACAAUGUUGCCCAACAACCAAAUGUUGUUCAUAAUCACAACCAGCAUUUACAGCCUAACAAUCAGCGAAUUCCUGUUAGAAGUGGAAACCUUCCUUCUACUCAACCAUGGCCAAAAAUGACACAAUCCAAUGUCCAAAAGUACACCAAGAUUUUUGUGAAAGUUGAUACAGAUAGAGAUGGAAAAAUCACAGGUGAACAGGCCCGAACUCUGUUCUUGGGUUGGGAAUUGCCAAGAGAUAUCCUAAAACAGGUAUGGGACUUAUCUGAUCAAGACAAUGACAGCAUGCUUUCAUUGAAUGAAUUUUGUAUUGCUCUCUUCCUCAUGGAGAGACACAGAGAAGGCCACUCUCUUCCUAAAACACUUCCAUCUGGCAUUCUGUUUGAGGGGACACCAAUCACACCAUUGCCUUUAGCAACUCAAGUUUGGAGAUAUGCUCCAGGUGUCAACCAACAACAGGUCACUCAUGCUGCAACAAAGCCACCUCGUCCAGUUCCAGUUCCUAUAGAUAAAGAUUUGCAGCCUAAACACCAAAAGCCUAAAGUUCCUGUAUUGGAAAAGCAUCUAGUGGAUCAACUUAGCAAUGAAGAACAAAGUUCAUUGAAUUCAAAGUUUCAAGAGGCAACUGAAGCAGAUAAAAAGGUUGGUGAACUUGAAAAAGAGAUACUUGAAGCUAGACAAAAGACCGAGUUUUACAGAAACAAGAUGCAGGAAAUUGUUUUGUACAAGAGCAGGUGUGAUAAUCGAUUAAAUGAGAUUACAGAAAGGGUAAUUUCUGAUAGGAAAGAGGUUGAAUCACUGUCAAAGAAAUAUGAAGACAAAUACAAACAGGCUGGUGAUGUAGCUUCUAAAUUGACUAUUGAGGAGGCCACUUUUCGUGACAUUCAGGAAAAAAAGAUGGAGAUUUACCGAGCAAUAGUGAAGCUAGAUCAGGGUGGAAAACCUGAUGAUAUUCAGGUUUUAGUUGAUCGCAUUCAAUCGGAUCUUGAGGAACAAAUAAAAACCCUAAAUGAACGCUGCAAGAUGUAUGGAUUGCGUGGGAAACCAUCAUUGUUGCUUGAGCUUCCCUUUGGUUGGCAAGGUGGCAUUCAAGAAGGAGCAGCUGAUUGGGAUGAAAACUGGGAUAACUUUGAUGAUGAAGGAUUUACAUUUGUGAAAGAUCUCACACUUGAUGUGCAAAAUGUUCUAGCUCCUCCAAAACAAAAGUCCUUGCCAGUUCAAAACAAGCCUGCCUUCCAAAAUGAGAGUUCAUCUUCAACCACAGGAGUCAAGGACAAGAAAUCAGACAACGAAUCAAUCGAUCAAGAUAAGGGUAAAAUUGUAAAAUCACCACCUGAUAGCCCUGGUAGCAUUAAGAUAUUCCAAGAUUUCCCACCUGAAGAUAUGUCACCUCAUGCUGUAAAGAGUGAAUCUGAGGCAGACAAGCCUACAUUUGACAGUAAUUAUGAUUCAGAAGCUGGUUGGGAUUUUACUGCUACAAACCAUAAGGAUUUGGAGGAAGAGAGUGUUGAUGGGAAUAAUAUGUUAUUUGAUUCUUCUUCUGAUAACUGGGGUCGGGGUUUAAAUCCCAUAAGAACAGAGCUCCCAAAGUUUGAUUCCAUUCCAAGCACUCCGGCAUAUAGCUAUUCCGGUUCCCCUCCUGGAAACAAUUUGUUCCAUAACCAAUCCCCAUUUUCAGCUUUUGCUGAUUCCGUUCCAAGCACACCUGCUUACAGUAACGCCGGUUCUCCUCGUCGCAAUUCCAUUUCCAAUCCCGUUUUCGCAGAUUCCGUUCCGAGUACACCCAUGUUUGAUGAUCAUUCGUUCAAUAACUUCUCUAGAUUCGAUUCCUUCAGCAGCACUACUACUCGUGACAAUGGAAUCGGAAUCGACUCAUUUUCAAGAUUCGAUUCAUUCCGUAGCACGGCACAGGAUUCCGAAGUGGAUCAGGGAUUCUUUCCUACUCAAAAGUUUACAAGAUUUGAUUCCAUGAACAGCAUUGCUGAUUCUGAUUUCGGCCAUUCGCUAUUCCAGCCUCGUGAAUCAUUCUCGAGGUUUGAUUCCAUGCGAAGCACUGCUGAUUCCAGUCAUGGAUUCCCAUCUUUUGAUGAUGCAGAUCCUUUUGGAUCAAACAACCAGUUGAAGAGUGAAACACCAAGAAGAGAUUCUGUAGAUGGUUGGAAGGCAUUUUAGUUUUUUGCACAUUGAUUCUUUGUUUCUAUGUAUAGAUAGAUAAUUACAUAUGUAAAUUAAAGUUGAUGGAUUGAAUAAUGUAGGACAUGUAUAAAAAAAUAAGCCUACCUACACUGCUAAUUCGUAGUCCCAUUUAAUGAUGUAUGAAGAUUUCUGCAUUUUAUUUUUC
Lactuca sativa (garden lettuce) is the source of this 3311-nucleotide messenger RNA. RefSeq lists its product as uncharacterized. Gene Ontology annotation, molecular function: calcium ion binding; protein binding. The record is from RefSeq and is a predicted model, not a curated record. Gene Ontology annotation, cellular component: cytoplasm; plasma membrane; nucleus. Gene Ontology annotation, biological process: endosomal transport; endocytosis. Lineage: Eukaryota; Viridiplantae; Streptophyta; Magnoliopsida; Asterales; Asteraceae.